CCCCGGCGACAGCUCAUCUCUCACCAACCCUCAAACCCAUCCCGCCCUCAUGCUCGCAAUAGGCACGUGAAGCAAAGUGCGGACAUGAACAGCACUGGCAACGGAAAUCUCCUGGAGAUACCUCUGUUCAGGACGGAGGAAGGACGUUAUUUGGCAACAACUUUGGGGGAUCCAUUGAUAAAAGGUCUCACCGAAGUGGCGAAUCAACGUCCGGAAAAUCCAAUUUCAUUCCUCGCCAACUACCUCAACAAUUUCGCCAAUAGCUCAAACGGCUCAAACGCAGAAGAGAACGCAAUGGCAUCGAUAAAGAAUGUUCCGAAGGAAGAAGCAAGUGGGGUGGUUGUGAGGAAUGCUGUGGAUGCUCCAGCAGCACCCACUGAAGCUGCUGUCCCAUUGACCCCAUCACCCGAUGAGGAAGAUUCCACGGGCAAUUUUGACAGAGAUGAACACGGGCAGAGUAUGCUGCACUUUGCAGCUGCUCGUUCCCAUGGCAGGAAUGCCCUUUUCCACCUCAUUGAGGAGUCAGGAGUUAGUUUGACUUAUCGUGAUGAACUCUACCGCACGGCACGUGAUGUAGCUCUCCAGGCGAGUCAUGUGGCCAAUGCAAAGGAAUUCGAUCGGUAUGUGAUUGCCCUGGCUGCCCGUGGGGAUUUGGAUGCAUUCCAGUCAAUGCUCCUUGAGGGAUACGACCACAUUCUCGACCCCAAGGAUGGUGAAGGGAAUAGCAUUGUGAGCGUGGCCCAGGCACGUGGGCACAACGAACUGGCUAAAUUCCUCGAGAGUAUUGUGGAUUUUGAGGAGCGCCGAGAGAAGUGCCACAGUAUCAUUCGAAAUGAUGAUCUGGAGAAGCUUCAGGAAUUCCUUGCUUCCUCCUCGGAUGCCAUUCGCAUCAUUAAAGCGCGAAAUUACUUUGGUAGGACAGCCCUUCAUAUUGCUGUGCUAAAGGAGAAGGAAGACAUUGUGGAGUACCUUGUGACGAAUUUCCGCGCUGCACUCAAAAUUGGAGACAAUCUCGAACGUACCCCACUGCACUAUGCAAUGGGGGUGGGUAGCGUGGAGGCAAUUAGUCGCAUUAUGAUUAAGAAUGGCGCCAAGAGGGUGGCAAAGGAUCUCAAGGGACGUCAACCGAGCUACUACUUUAUGAAUAAAUCAGACAUCCUUCGCCUUCAGGAAGAAGAAAACCACUAAAUGUGGCCCCCACCAGCACUCUGCAAAGCGCACCGUAGAUGUGAUGCAAAAUCCCCGCCGGAGCUUUCUCCGCCUCCCCCAAAACCACUGAGAAAGCUCCCAAAAACCCUCCUUUCAAAAUAGACAAGCAAUAGAU
This is a messenger RNA of Lutzomyia longipalpis, 1324 nucleotides long. RefSeq names its product ankyrin repeat and death domain-containing protein 1A. NCBI's taxonomy places the organism in Eukaryota, Metazoa, Arthropoda, Insecta, Diptera, Psychodidae. The transcript is spliced from 7 exons. The record is from RefSeq and is a predicted model, not a curated record. The coding region runs from base 85 to 1188 and encodes 367 amino acids. Gene Ontology annotation, molecular function: protein binding.